AUGAUUUAUCCUUCUUCCCUUCUGUCUUUCUUCAUAUUUUCUCCCCUCUGUCUUUCAAUCAAUGCAAAAACCCUAAUCCAUGACACUUGUGAAAUUUGCUCUCAACAAGAUCCAUUUGUGAACUACAGAUUCUGCACCACCUCUCUCCAAGCAGCCUCUGGGAGCCGUCAUGCUGACAUCAUAGAGCUUGGAAAGAUCUCGAUCAAACUAGCAUAUGAUAACAUGACUGACACUCAGUCUUACAUCAAAAAGUUGCUGAAAAAUGAUAUCGAGAAGAUCAGUUCUUAUAUGAAGUUGCGUUUGGAUGACUGUCAUGAUCUUUACAAAGACUCUAUCUCUGAUAUUAAAGAUGCCACGAAAUAUUAUAAUAAUAAGCGUUACUAUGAGGCAAGUUUACAUAUGAGCUCGGUUAUGGAUGCUACUACCACUUGUGAAGAUGGAUUCAAGGAGAAACGUAUGGGUUUGUCGCCAUUGACAAAAAGAAAUAACGCUACUUUUGAAUUGGCUGCAAUUGGGCUUUCGAUUGUACGUAUACUUCAAAGUGAUGCGAACUAA
Molecule: messenger RNA, 555 nt
Organism: Lactuca virosa
Lineage: Eukaryota; Viridiplantae; Streptophyta; Magnoliopsida; Asterales; Asteraceae
Source: the annotation of a GenBank genome assembly